This is a messenger RNA of Patiria miniata (bat star), 918 nucleotides long. RefSeq names its product tripartite motif-containing protein 45-like. NCBI's taxonomy places the organism in Eukaryota, Metazoa, Echinodermata, Asteroidea, Valvatida, Asterinidae. Gene Ontology annotation, biological process: positive regulation of DNA-templated transcription. Gene Ontology annotation, molecular function: ubiquitin-protein transferase activity; zinc ion binding. The transcript has a single exon. Bases 1 to 918 code for a protein of 305 amino acids. Gene Ontology annotation, cellular component: chromatin; nucleoplasm. The record is from RefSeq and is a predicted model, not a curated record.
AUGGCGGAUGUCACACUGCAGGAUCAAGUGGGUGAAGUUUCACAUGUACCGCUCUGUGACAUCUGUGGCACCAACGAUGCGAUGCAUCGCUGUCUGGACUGUUCAAAGAAUAUCUGCAAGGGCUGCUUUCAGUGCCACAAGCAAUUCCCAGAUUUACUGGAUCACACUGUGGCCACUUUGGAGGAUAUCAGACAGGGAAAGGUGGUGGCUAAGAAGACCAAACGGGGAGGCCAUUCCGAGUGUGGACAGCACCCGGGCGAGGUCAGGCGAUUCUACUGCCAAAGCUGCGACGAGUUGAUCUGCAGAGAUUGCACGGUGAUCGACCAUCCAAACACUAAAGGACACGACUAUGUUGAUUUGAAAACUGCUUCUACCAAGCUGCGAAAGAUGUUGUCAGGCAAACUUCCAGAAUUAGAUAAAAAGAAAAAGGGGCUUGAAGGCGUGCAUAAAGCUGCUCGGGAAACGAAAGAGAAGCUCAAAACCAAUUCCGAAAGGGCGAGUCUGGUGGUUCAAAAGGGAGCUGCUAAGAUGAUAGAAACCAUCGAGAAGGAGAGAGAUCAAAUUCUAACGGAAGUAAAAAAUAUAACACUAACUCGAAACGAAAAACUUUAUCAAUCGGAAAAAGAUGUCACUACAACAAUUCUGAGGAUAAAGCACUCCCAAGAGAUAAUUCAGGACAUCAUAAGAAACGCAGAAGACAGCGAUUUUCUUGCCCUUUUUCCCGAAAUCAAGCGGGAUUUGCAGGCCCUUAGCAUCCUAGAUAUGCCAUGGGUUAAUGAUGAGCUCUCUGUGUUAAACGUCAGAAGUCGGGAGACUAGUGGUGUCAAGGAUCUCUGGGAACUGCAGCUUGAACCUGAAAGACGGCGAAUGCAAAUAGGCUUAUACUCGUUUCCUGAUGACCUUGAAACUGAUGGUUAG